CUAAGCUCAUCCCUGUUAACGCAAGGGGAUAUUUUAGGUGCUUUCCAACAUGUAAAUUCAACAGACUGGUGUUUUCAUCAAAUAUAUUAAAAAAAUCGAAGGGAUUGGAAGGGGCCUCUGGAGAUCAUCCAGUCCAACUUAGUGCUAAGGCAAGAUUCCUACGGCAGGUUGCACAGAAAAGCAUCCAGAAUGGCACAUUUUGAACAGUUUCACUGUGACUUUUACCAGUCCAAUUACAACAUAGAUGACCAGGAAGAUUACAGCACUUGUGACUCUAGUGAAAACUUGAGUGGAAAUAGAAAGAGCCAGACAGGACACAGACCUCUGGCUGGUGCUUUUGUCCCCUCAGAAAUGCUGUUGCCAUCUCAGAGUUACACAGGUCAGAUUUUACAGCCAACAGUUCUAUACAGUUCCAACACUCUCUCUCACCUUAGCUACACUGAUGGUUUUGAUGAGGAACCUCCUUUGCUAGAAGAACUUGGGAUAAAUUUUGAGCACAUAUGGCAAAAAACUUUAACAGUUCUAAAUCCAAUGAAACCUGCAGAUGGCAGCAUUAUGAUCGAGACGGACCUCACUGGACCUGUGGUUUUCUGUUUGGCCCUUGGAGCAACGUUGCUGCUGGCAGGAAAAGUUCACUUUAGCUAUGUGUAUGGAGUGAGUAUCACUGGGUGCCUUGUUAUGCAUGCCCUGCUGAACCUGAUGAGCAUCCCAGGAGUCUCGCAUGGCUGUGUUGCAAGUGUUUUGGGCUACUGCCUGCUGCCCAUGGUGAUCUUGUCCUCUUCUGCAGCCAUCUUCUCGCUACAUGGAAUCCUGGGAACUUUGUUAGCUCUGUUUGUUAUUGGAUGGUGCAGUUUGUCAGCCUCCAAAAUUUUUACCUCUGCCUUGGCCAUGGAAGGACAGCAGCUCCUUAUUGCAUACCCAUGUGCUUUGCUGUAUGGACUCUUUGCACUUCUGGCAGUUUUCUGAAGCAUAUUUCCUGGUAGCCUUAUUACAGUCUGUUUAUGUUUGUUGGAGGGAUAGGAGGUUAUUUAGUCAUUUUUAAAUUGUGCAGAAUUGCAUUAAGUUCCAUUAACAAAAUUAGAUUAUAGAACUUACCUUUUAUUUGCUUAAUGGCUGAUAAUAAAAUAAAAAAAAAAAGGAAACUAACAGGCAGAUGAUUGUAU
Lagopus muta (rock ptarmigan) is the source of this 1163-nucleotide messenger RNA. It is a transcript of the gene YIPF7, whose product is annotated as Yip1 domain family member 7. The transcript is spliced from 7 exons. The coding region runs from base 190 to 966 and encodes 258 amino acids. The record is from RefSeq and is a predicted model, not a curated record. NCBI's taxonomy places the organism in Eukaryota, Metazoa, Chordata, Aves, Galliformes, Phasianidae. Gene Ontology annotation, cellular component: trans-Golgi network. Gene Ontology annotation, biological process: endoplasmic reticulum to Golgi vesicle-mediated transport; vesicle fusion with Golgi apparatus.